AUGCGACUUCCGAUACCGCUCGAUCCAUCGGAUGCUCUAACCGAUGUGGAAAACCCCGCGCCGCCGGAGAGAAUUCAUAUCCCACUCGAAGAUCGCCUCCUUGACGGCUGCGUUCUCAGUGAGGAAGAUUUGCGCGCUGCCACCAACGAUGUCAUUCUCCACUGUAUCGAGGGCGAAAUCGUUAGAACGAAAAGCAUCCUAGUCAGAAACAUGAGCUUGUAUUUCCGCACCUGUUACCGUUGGGACGAGGGCAGAUCCGCGCGAGGCGACUUCGAUGCGAGGGUCACCACCUACCCGACGCUGAGAGCGGUGGCUAACUUUUUCGAAACUGGAAACCUCGAACUGAGACUACAAAACAUACAGCAGCUCUAUAUGGCGAUCCACUAUCUCGAAGUUCCGCAUCUUCUAGAAGCCUGCAGAGACUACUUGGAGUCUCACCUCCCAGAAACUGCCGUGAUAGCUUUGCACUUGGCAUGUUUUUACGAAGACAUGGAAGAGCUCGAGGAACUCGCCGCGAGCAGCCUUGCGGAAAACGUGGAUAAAUAUAAGUCGCUCCUUUUCCGGCUCCCGGGACAGUUCAUGGCCGCUGUGAUAAGUCAAGAUAAUCUAAAAGUUCGCUCCGAAGACGAAGUCCUUGGAUUGCUCACCGAGUGGAAAAAACGCAGACGGAGAGCAAAGAAGGAAAUUUCAAAAGUUCUCGAGUUCGUCCGUUACCCCCACUUAACGCCUGCGGGCCUCGAGAAGGCGUACGUUGAGUUCUCGGGGCUGAUCAAAAGCGCUUCUGCGUCUUCCUGUCGAAACGGUGCACUCCAGCAAGUGCCAGUGGAGCAACUGACGAGGCGACGUUUCUAUUCCGAUCACAUCCACUUGAUCUGGAGCGAAACUCCGGGCCCGCCCUGCGAGCUAAACGGAGGUCUGGACUCCCGCGUUGAGUUCAAGACCUCGUGUCUACGGUGCUCGCCCGAUGGAAUCAUCUCUCACAAGACUUUGCACGACAUCCCCGAGCUGAGGAGCGGAAAUGAGAGAUUCGAAUUCGUGACUGUGAUGAACUCUCUGCAUAUGUUGACCCAUUCGAACCGACUGAACGAAAUCGUCGUCUACAAACAGGAGCAAGACUACGACUGGGAUUGGCAAUGUGACAUUGCAAGGGACAUUUUGCUCGAGGAAUUUUGCGCGUGCGCCUAUGAAGGUAAAAUAGUCUUCACAAUGUUCACCGGAUACGGGGACAAUAUUCGCUGCAUAGAAGUCGACACGUUGAGCUCGGACGGCGAUCCCAGGAUUCUGGAUCUUCGCCAGCCUCCGAACACCUACUACAGCGCGUUGCAGAUGAGUCUUCAUGACGACUGGCUCAUUUAUUUGAGAGUCGACAAAGUACAGCUGUCCAGCACCAAGAGGGAAGACUUCCGCGAGUUGUGCUUGGAGUCUUAUGGAACUCCGCGAGGACUCAACCCAGCGACGAGGUUCGCGAGCUACAUUCGGUGCGAUAAUUACCUUUAUAUCUACAAGGACGUCUUGACGGUGAGCCCGACCUUCAGACGUGUGAGAGGUCUGUUUGACCAGGUCUUGAAAAUGAAUGUCAACACCCAGACAAUCGAGAAGACGAUUGAUGUUCGCAAGCCGCUCUACUCGAAAUUCAAAGAUCUCGGAAGAAGCAAAGUUCGUAUGGACAAAUCUCACGUCCGGCGGACUUUUGUCAGCGGCUCCAAGUUGUUGGUUGCCCUCCAAGAAGACGACAGCGAUCACUGCAGAUUAGUCCAGAUGGACGAGGACGAAGACGAAUUCCCUAUCUUGGCCGACGUGCGUGUGUCGGACCCGCAGAGGAGCUACCAUCGUCGCCUGGAAUACGUGGUGCCUAUUCACGUUCAUCACUGCGACCACACUACCGUUCUGAAUGAGUACUGCAGGAACUUACGUCAUCCCCAAUAUCACGAUGUUCUGGAACGCUUAGCUUAUUACUUGUGA
This is a messenger RNA of Galendromus occidentalis (western predatory mite), 1962 nucleotides long. RefSeq lists its product as uncharacterized. Bases 1 to 1962 code for a protein of 653 amino acids. Lineage: Eukaryota; Metazoa; Arthropoda; Arachnida; Mesostigmata; Phytoseiidae. The record is from RefSeq and is a predicted model, not a curated record. The transcript has a single exon.